GCAACCAUUCGUGAGAGAAGAGAGAGAGAGAGAGGAGAAGAGAGAGAGAGAGGGGUAAAGGCCAUCUUUUUAUUUCUUUGCAGUACGAAUUGUUCAUGCCCAAAAAGAUUUCAGCUUUGAGGCCCAUACCGAGAGAGACAAGAGAGAGAGAGAGAGAGAGAGAGAGAGAGAGGGGAAAAAGAACAUCUUUUUAUUUCCUUGCGAAAACCGUGUACUGAUCGUGCCCCAGAAGACUUCAUCUUGGAGGCCCAAACCCUUCUUUGCGAGUCUAUUGUGAGUCUGGAGGAGGAGGGCUGUUUGGUUUUGUUCUUUUCCUCUAGCCUUCUGUCCACCUAAACCACUUAUAUUUCCCUCAGAAAAGGGGAGUAAAAAACCCAUUCUUUCCUCUGUGGCGUCUCUCUGUAUCUGUGUGUCUCUCUGUGUGCAAGCGAUCUCAGGUGGGUUGUAUCUGCGAGUUAGAAGCACUUCUCUUCGAUCAUGGUGAGACGCCAUGGGUGGCAGCUCCCUGCUCAUACCUUUCAGGUUGUUGCCAUAACAGUGUUCUUCCUUUUGGUUGUCGCAUUCUAUGCCUUCUUUGCACCUUUCCUUGGUAAACACAUUUUUGAAUAUGCAUCAGUUGCUGUUUACACUCCUGUGGCAAUUGCGGUUUUUAUACUUUAUGUACGCUGUACCCGCAUAAACCCUGCUGAUCCUGGAAUUAUGUCAAAGUUUGACAAUGAAUUCAAACAUCAACGGAACAAAAAUCCUGGAAUGCCCAACGGAACCUUACCUUCUAACCAUGAAAACAAUGCAAGUGGAGCACAUUCUUCCCCAACAUCCGCAUGUAGGAGCUCCCUAGAUGGUUCUAAUAGAAAAGUUUCAGCCAUUGAAGAUGCAACUAUAAAUAUGUCAACUGGUCCACAAAGACAAAGUUCAGCUUGCUGCAGCAUUGGAGGAUUUAUGUGUGCAUUGUUUGUUAAAGAAGAUUGCCGCAAACUUGAAGACACUGAGGAACAAGCUGGUGGCGAAGAUGCUUUAUUUUGUACAUUGUGCAAUUCUGAGGUGCGCAAAUACAGUAAGCAUUGUAGAAGUUGUGAUAAAUGUGUGGAUGGAUUUGAUCAUCAUUGUCGGUGGCUUAAUAAUUGUGUGGGAAGAAAAAAUUAUGUCAGCUUUAUAGCUCUUAUGGCCACGAGUCUUGUUUGGCUUGCAAUCGAGUGUGGAGUUGGUAUUGCUGUUCUUAUACUUUGCUUCGUUGAUAAAAAGAACAUGGAGAACAACAUUGAGGAAAAGCUUGGAAAUGGUUUUUCUCGAGUUCCAUUCGCAACUGUUGUGGCUAUUUGUACCGCAGUGUCAAUAGUGGCAUGCAUACCUUUGGGAGAAUUGUUCUUUUUCCACAUGAUACUGAUAAAAAAGGGAAUCACAACCUAUGAGUAUGUUGUGGCUAUGAGAGCAAUGAGUGAGGCACCUCCAGCAUCAGCCGAUGAAGAAGUGCCUAACCUUCUUUACUCCCCAACUAAUUCUGCAACAACAGGCUUGAGUGUUGGAAGUUCUAUCAGUAUUCAGUACAAAGGCGUAUGGUGCACUCCUCCAAGGGUCUUUGUCGAUCACCAGGAUGAGAUAAUUCCACACUUGGAACCUGGGAUGGUACCAUCAACUAUAGAUCCAGAUGCAACUGGGUAUGCGGAAAGAGCAAAUAAGUCCAAAAAGGCUGUUAAGAUCAGUGCAUGGAAGCUUGCCAAAUUGGACUCUAAUGAGGCGAUAAAAGCGGCGGCCAAAGCCAGGGCAUCCUCUUCAGUCCUUCGGCCCAUAGAUGCUCAUCGUGUUCCUGAUGUUGAUUUAAGUUCCAGCGGAAAUGCAAGUGGUAGGAGCAGUCUAAGCAUGGAUUAUAGUGCUACCAGAGAAUCAAGAGGGGAACUGAAAUUAUCUCCUCUAAGAAGUUCUUAUGUGCAAAGUCUCACUAGCAAGGAUGACUAUGAGACCCAAACUCAGAGUGCAAGCAGCAUGAGCAGUCCAGUUCACAUUCAUGAAUCUGUUGCCCUCAACUCACUUCCUUUGCCGCAUCCUCUUCCUGAUCGACCUCCACCAUUUGCUGCGAGAGGUCAGCCUCAAACUAGCCAACAUACCAACACAAUGUUCCAAACUGCCACUGCAAUUGUUAGGGAGAAUAAAAAAGUUUCUGUUGUCUGGGAUCAAGAAGCCGGCCGCUAUGUCUCGGUACCAGGAACUAAUCGAAUUGACAAUACUAUGGAUGUCCCAGCUAGGACUUCUCGGGUUCCCUUGGUUAAUUCUUCUGCAGAAGCUUGUGCUUUUGAAAGAAGGGCUUCUCAACCAAAGGCUUCUUCGUCCGUGGUGCCUCCUAUACUGGCACAAGAGAGAUUAACAUACAGUGGGCAGUCAAUAUUCUUUGGUGGUCCUCUUCUCAAUGCUCCAGCUAAAGACACUAAGCAAAGUGACAGCAGCACCAGAAUGUGGCCGGAAACUGAGAGGGCAUCAAAUACGAAUCGUGGUGGAAGAGAGAGGGGACAAGUAGUCGACUCGUUCCCUGUGUUUGCUCCUGGAGCUUUCCAGAAGAAUCUUCCAUCCAAGUGAUUCCUCCUCUUCUCUUUCCCUUUGGCUUCGCCAUCCCGGAAACAUCCGAGUUGGUACUUGAGAUCUGCAUUCCAGUAUCUUGAGGUGAUGCUGAGCAAUGACUUGCUUUCGCAAAGCUUACCUCUGCAUUAAUAGAGGCAAAGCAAACAUAAGAAUGAUUCCCAUUAUGUCCAAGUUCUCCCACAUUGCUACCUUGUGUUGGAGCUUCUUAUUUGAUCAGAGAAUCUCUGUAGAUAAGUCACCAGAUGUAAUUUUCUCCAAGAACUAUGUUGUUCUGAUGUAUGUUUUGUCUUUGACAAUGUUCAGUAGCUGUUCUUUCUUUUUCCUGACACAAUUGGCUUAGAAGAACUGCAACAUCAGUUUUUUAUGUUUGGAAAUAGAAACUCUCUUUUCCAUA
Messenger RNA from Musa acuminata AAA Group (dessert banana), 2965 nucleotides. RefSeq names its product probable protein S-acyltransferase 19. The coding region runs from base 478 to 2568 and encodes 696 amino acids. The record is from RefSeq and is a predicted model, not a curated record. Gene Ontology annotation, biological process: protein targeting to membrane; peptidyl-L-cysteine S-palmitoylation. The transcript has 9 exons. Gene Ontology annotation, cellular component: endoplasmic reticulum; Golgi apparatus. Gene Ontology annotation, molecular function: protein-cysteine S-palmitoyltransferase activity. NCBI's taxonomy places the organism in Eukaryota, Viridiplantae, Streptophyta, Magnoliopsida, Zingiberales, Musaceae.